Molecule: messenger RNA, 643 nt
Organism: Erythranthe guttata (spotted monkey flower)
Lineage: Eukaryota; Viridiplantae; Streptophyta; Magnoliopsida; Lamiales; Phrymaceae
Source: RefSeq, a predicted model, not a curated record
CAAAAACAAAACCCUACAAAUCGAAUUUUGAUUUGUUUGUAAUCAUCAGGAUUAAUCGAUUGGGGGAAAAUGGCAUUAACGAAUUUUAUACUGACGGUGGCUGGAGUGAGCGCCGUGGUGUUGCUAUUGAGAAGCGAUGUGAAGCAAUCGGCCACCGUCUUCCGCCGUAACGUCCGUCACAUCCGUAAGUGGCUCGAAGAAGAAUCCUCUUCCGCUGCCAAAGAAAUGGAGAAGGCGAAACCAAAGGAAAUACCAGGGAAAGAUGUUCCAAAGGAGGACAAGCACUAGAUUCUGCACAUGGUUGAAGUUUUCCUGUAUAUUGAAAUUCUAUGCAGUUGCGCAUAUGGAGUCUUGAUUAUCCGCACUGUACUCUAUACUUAAGUUCUUGAAUAAUAAUAUUUUUCGGUGUCUUCUAACAUGAUGAUUUCUGUUCUUGCAUCCUGCCUCCUUAAUAUUUCCAAAAAAGUAGGAUUCUCUUUUGUAAUAUUUCUCUUCUUUUUCCCUGCUGGUUUUUGCUAGAUAGCAGCAACUAUGUUAAAUUUUUGGCAAUACUGCCCUUUCCCAAAACCUCGGUGAACCAACCUGUAGAAGUUGGUUUAUGUGUAAAAUCUCUACAUUGGGUAAUGAUUUCUUUCAGGAAAAA